AUGGACCAUUCCCGCACCCUCCAGACGCAAAUCUAUGGUCCCGUCGCAACACUGUGCGACGCAUUGAAUCUGCCCCUCCUGCCGACCUACCUGCCGGGAAUCGUGGUGACCUUCUCGGCAUACCACUUGAUUUACACGUCCGUGGGGCCAUGGCUGUCGACCGUUUUGUUCCCGAAGUCCUACCCGGCUCUUCGGGGCAGGCAGAAACUCCACUGGGACGAGAACGCCGUGUCGUUCGUGCAGGCGAUCGUGCUCUGCGUGGCGGCCGGCCAGGUCGUCUUGUUCGACCGCGAGAGACAGCGCAUGACCUGGCAGGAGCGCGUGUGGGCGUACACGGAGCCGACGGCCGUGGUGCUCACCAUCGGCAACGGCUACUUCUACUGGCACUUGAUGAUGAUGGUGCGGUACAGGCGAGUGUUUGGGUGGGCCAUGGUCGCGCACGCGCUGGCCGUGUCGUUCCUGAUGACGAAUGGAUAUCGCCCUGCAUUCAUGACGUAUUCGCCGGCGUCGUUCCUGUACGAGUUCUCGACCAUCUUUCUGGACAUCCAGUCGGUGCUGCGGGCGUUGCAGAUGGAGGGCACGACCCUGCAGAUCGUCAACGGGGUGGCCUUCUUUGUCUCGUUCUUCCUGUCACGCAUCCUGUUUGGGAAUUACCUCCAGGCGUGGUUCUACCUCGACAUCUGGCGCGCCUAUGUCGUCGACGAGGCCGACAUUCCCGUGGGGCAUGAUCGCGUCCCGACGUGGUUGCUGGCCGGGCACGCUCUCUCGUCCGUCGUGUUACAGGUGCUGAAUCAUAUGUGGUUCUACAAGAUUGGAAGGACGGUGUAUCGGAAGUUGUUUGCAGAGAAGGUGGCCAAGACGUGA
This is a messenger RNA of Cladophialophora carrionii CBS 160.54, 864 nucleotides long. RefSeq lists its product as uncharacterized. Gene Ontology annotation, cellular component: endoplasmic reticulum; membrane. Gene Ontology annotation, biological process: lipid homeostasis. The record is from RefSeq and is a predicted model, not a curated record. The coding region runs from base 1 to 864 and encodes 287 amino acids. Lineage: Eukaryota; Fungi; Ascomycota; Eurotiomycetes; Chaetothyriales; Herpotrichiellaceae. The transcript is spliced from 2 exons.